Cyphomyrmex costatus is the source of this 2499-nucleotide messenger RNA. RefSeq names its product cullin 4 (gene Cul4). Bases 1 to 2313 code for a protein of 770 amino acids. Gene Ontology annotation, molecular function: ubiquitin protein ligase binding. Gene Ontology annotation, cellular component: cullin-RING ubiquitin ligase complex. Lineage: Eukaryota; Metazoa; Arthropoda; Insecta; Hymenoptera; Formicidae. Gene Ontology annotation, biological process: ubiquitin-dependent protein catabolic process. The transcript has 11 exons. The record is from RefSeq and is a predicted model, not a curated record.
AUGACGGACACGGCGUCUGCCGCUGCCGCUGCCGCUACGGCUGACACGCAAAAGCGGGCCAACUUUUCGGCGUUGACAGUCGGUAAUCCGAACGGCGUCAGCAAAAUCUCGCCGAGCCUUGCGAACGCAAAACCAGGUUCCGCGAAGAAGCUUGUCAUCAAGAACUUUAGAAAUAAACCUAAAUUACCAGAAAAUUAUCAAGAAGAGACAUGGGAAAAAUUACAGGAGGCUGUGGUUGCCAUACAAACCAGCAAAAGUAUCCGCUAUUCUCUGGAAGAACUGUAUCAGGCAGUUGAAAAUAUGUGUAAUCAUAAAAUGGCAUCGACACUUUAUUCAAAUUUAACUAUUCUGACGGAAUCUCAUGUAAAAGCUAAUAUUGAGCAGUUUUUGGCAGAAUCUAUGGAUAGACAUAUAUUUUUGAAGAAGAUGAACGAAUGCUGGCAAUCUCAUUGCAGACAAAUGAUUAUGAUUAGAAGCAUCUUUCUAUAUCUUGAUAGGACAUAUGUUUUACAAAAUCCGAGCAUUUCAUCGAUAUGGGAUAUGGGAUUGCAUUUAUUCAGAUUACACAUUGUGUUAAAUAGUUUAGUACAAACGCGUACCGUUGAAGGUCUCCUUAUGCUCAUAGAAAAGGAACGACAAGGCGAUACUGUAGAUAGAACGCUUCUCAAAUCACUGUUGAGAAUGUUGUCAGAUCUACAAAUCUACCAAGAGGCUUUCGAAACGAAGUUUUUAGUGGCUACAGAAAGAUUGUAUGCUGCCGAAGGUUUACGAUUGAUGAACGAACACGAUGUUCCUGAAUAUUUAGCUCAUGUGGAUAAGCGUUUGCAAGAGGAGAACGAACGGCUGUUGCAUUAUCUUGAUACAUCAACUAAAUGGUCACUCAUACAUACUGUAGAAAAACAAUUAUUGUCCGAACAUAUUACUAGUAUUUUACAGAAAGGCUUAAGUGGGUUGUUGGAUGAAAAUAGAAUUAGCGAUUUAUCAUUACUUUACAACUUAUACAGUCGGAUAAAAAAUGGCCUUGUAGAGCUAUGUUUGAAUUUUAAUUGUUAUAUCAAAAAAAAAGGCAAAACGAUAGUUAUAGAUCCCGAAAAAGAUAAAACGAUGGUACAGGAACUUUUAGAUUUCAAAGAUAAAAUGGAUAAUAUAGUUAAUACAUGCUUUCAUAAAAAUGAAAAAUUUGCAAACAGCUUGAAAGAAGCUUUCGAGGCUUUUAUUAAUCAAAGAGCAAACAAACCAGCAGAAUUAAUAGCUAAAUUUGUUGAUUGUAAGCUAAGGGCAGGUAAUAAAGAAGCGACAGAAGAGGAAUUAGAGAGAUUAUUAGAUAAGAUUAUGGUACUCUUCCGAUUUAUUCAUGGAAAGGAUGUUUUCGAAGCGUUUUAUAAGAAGGAUUUAGCCAAACGUUUGUUAGUGGGAAAGUCGGCUUCUGUAGACGCUGAAAAGUCAAUGUUAUCUAAAUUAAAACAAGAAUGUGGUGGUGGUUUUACUAGUAAAUUGGAAGGAAUGUUUAAAGAUAUGGAACUUAGUAAAGAUAUUAAUAUUGCAUUCAAACAGUAUGCAGGAAACUUACAGAGUGAAUUAGUGGCAAAUAACCUAGAUCUAACUGUAUCUAUACUUACUAUGGGAUAUUGGCCUACAUAUCCAGUGAUGGAAGUCACUCUACCGAUGGAGAUGGUACAGUAUCAAGACGUGUUUAAUAAAUUUUAUUUAGGAAAACACAGCGGUAGAAAAUUGCAGUGGCAACCGACCUUAGGACACUGCGUUUUGAAAGCAUGGUUUAACCAGGGCAAUAAAGAGCUGCAGGUAUCAUUGUUCCAAGCAUUGGUUUUAAUUUUAUUUAAUGAUAGUGAUAACCUUUCGUUAGAAGAUAUUAAAACCGCUACAAAUAUCGAAGACGGUGAACUAAGAAGAACACUGCAGUCCUUGGCAUGUGGAAAAGCUCGUGUUCUUCAAAAGAAUCCGCGUGGUCGGGAUGUUGCCGAUAAUGAUAGAUUCGUUUUUAACGCAGAAUUCACAAACAAACUGUUCAGAAUUAAGAUCAAUCAAAUCCAAAUGAAAGAAACGAAUGAAGAACAAAAAGCAACAGAAGAAAGAGUAUAUCAAGACAGACAAUAUCAAAUAGACGCUGCUAUUGUUAGAAUUAUGAAAAUGAGAAAAACUUUGACCCAUAAUCUUCUCAUCAGUGAAUUGUAUAAUCAAUUGAAGUUUCCUGUAAAGCCAGCAGAUUUGAAAAAGCGGAUUGAGUCUCUUAUAGAUAGAGACUAUAUGGAGCGAGACAAAGACAACGCAAAUCAAUACAAUUAUGUUGCGUAACCUAAAGCAAAUGCCAAAGUUAUAUUGACUUAUAAAAUUGACGCUAAUUUUUCUAGCAAAUUCAAUCUAUCACAAUUGGUGUUUGUCCAUCGUGAAUGUGAACGAGUUCAAACGAGAGAUUAUAUAAUCAAUCCGACUGUUCAGAUAAAGUUAUAAUGUGUGUGAUCGAAGGAAAAAGACUUGGUU